Messenger RNA from Nematocida minor, 2895 nucleotides. RefSeq lists its product as uncharacterized. NCBI's taxonomy places the organism in Eukaryota, Fungi, Microsporidia. The record is from RefSeq and is a predicted model, not a curated record. The transcript has a single exon. The coding region runs from base 1 to 2895 and encodes 964 amino acids.
AUGAAGGAUCAGAAACGGAAAAAAAUACUGAAUGCAAUAGGUACAAUGCUUAUUUUUCUUAUUGCAGCGUGCAGAGGAAGUGGAGAAGCUUUUAAUGAGAAGACAUCCAGUGGUGUAGAUUCCGCAAAGGGAAAUAGCCCUGUUCGUGAUAUAGCAGAGCUGGAGAGGCAGAUACAGCAGUUUCUAAUGGAAGCCAGCGCAGCACGGCAGAGAGACAAAAGAAACAAUGCUGAUCACUCUGCUGUCGAUCUAUGCAUAGACGGCCAAACAAAGAGUAGACGCAGGUCUCUUAGAAAGAGGCAAAGCGCAGGCAAGCAGUCUGGAGAACAAGAGAGAACAGCAGACUCUCCUGUAGAUGAAAGUGCAUCUAGCACAGAAGAGGACAGUUCUGAAGAAGUUGCAGGAAAAAAAAGAAAAGCAGAUGCAAAAAAUGGUCCUGGUGCUAAAUCUACGUCCCAACCAAAGGUGCUAAAUAGUGAGGAAAAGAAGGCCAGAAAGGUAACAGGGUACAAAAUUGACAUAUGGAACAGCUUAAGACUCACAAAUAAGAGAAGAAUGUCCUACAAAGCACAGCACAAGACCGUGUACAGCAAUGAACACAGAGACUUUGACGAAUACAUGGCCCGGGAAAUAACGCAUGUUUACUACAAGGAGAAGAUCGAGAAAGACAUAAAAAACUUUUCUAAAAACGUGGCUACUCUAAUAGACCAGAAUGCGCUCUAUUUCUUUAUUGCCAGCAGAGCCAUAACUGUGGUUCCAAAGACUAGAGACCUUUUGUGGCUGAAGGAGCUAUUUGAGAAAGAUAGUGCAGAAGAUGAGGAGUAUAGGACAAUGCUGGAGAGUCUUGAGGGAUACUAUCCUGGCGUGUUUGGAGACAUGCUGGCAUACGUGGAAGAGCACAAGCCAAUGCGGACAUUCAAAAGGUUCCCUUUAACCGAGUGGGCUGAGACCUUGGGGGAUAUCUACGUUCAAAAAGCCCUGGAGAUAAACUCAAGCAUGAUACUAGAGCAGAACAAGAUCAGCAAAGUGGGCAGAAGGUACUAUGCUCUGUCCUAUGCUCUGAGCAUGAUUCUUGCGCUGCCUGAAGUGCACGAAGACCUUUUCAACAUCAGCCCAGCCUUUAUAGAGCGCACACAGAUCUCUUAUAACCCGAGAGUAAAUAAGCAGAGCCACAAUGUUCUGCUAGCUAUGCGCAACAUGGUGAAAGAAGCAGAAAACGAGAGCGAGAAAAUAGAAAAAGAAUACAGAAAUAUUUACAGCGCUCUUAAGAUUCUAUGCAAUAGAGAUGCACAGAAAGAGCCGACAGUGCCUGAGCUGUACAAGGACAUAUACACAGUCCUUGCAGAUUUCUACGAGAAAGCGGAAGUUUUUGACGAGAAGGAGUAUAUCCUGCUGGGGAAGAGCGCCAUAAAGCACCAAAAGUAUGCUAAGUGCAGCGCAACCUUUGAGUUGGCCCCAGGCAAGGAGGAUCCUAUAAAAGACUGCAAUUUUGAGCACUUAUUUGAGACGAACAAGUGGGACAUUGUGCCCAGCACAGAACCGCACUAUCACGUGUACUAUGUAGACAAUGGAACACACCAGUCCAGAAUGCUGGGCAUGCCCAUGUAUAGAGACGAGGAAGGAAAGGAGCACUAUCUGCACACGAUCAGUGACAUAGUAAGCCACGUGGAGAAGCUGUACGAAAUAGAGAAGAACUCUAAAACUAUAUACUCGUUUAAAGUAAAUAAAAAAACUAGAAAGUGGUCGUAUGUUAGAGAAGAGGAGAGAGGUCUGACGAUGAAAGACUUCGCAGGGUAUGAGAUGGUCUUUUAUCGCAUUAAGGAAAACAUAGCAAAAACAAGGUUUACAUUCGCAGAGUUUAGGCCGCUAAAGGGCUGUGAUAGGGACAGCAUUUGCAUACCGCUGUUCCUUACUCCUCUUAUGCGGUCGGCUGUGGAGAUAGGCCCUUUUCUCAUGAAAGACAUUCACAAUGUGAUAAGCUUGAUGGAGCUUGUGGAUGCAGCACCUGAUGUCUAUGAGUUCAAUAGCAGGUACAAAAAAAAGGAUGAGUGCAAGGAUAGUGAGGAUAAAGAUGAGGACAUGGAAAAGAACGGCUCUGAAGAUAGUGAAGAGCAUGAGAAUGGUGAAAAUAAUGACAGGUCUGAGAAAGACAGUAAGAUUGAGCAUGAAUAUUCAGACAUGUAUAGGUACUACAGCAACCUGUGCAUACUGCCGGAUGGCGAAAAGAAAGAGUCUCUCGACUGCUACAUCAUGGGCAGCGGAAAGCCUUCAAGAGUAGGGAACAGUGUUGUGCUUGAGUGGUAUGUGAGAAUGCCCAGCAGUGUGAACGAGUAUAUACACUGUCUGCCGAGUGAUGCUUUUAGAGAAAAAGAAAACUCAGAAAAGCUUAGUGCUUUUAUUGAAACACUGCAGUCAAGGGAGCACAGCAAGGACAGCAAACUGCAGAGCAUUUGGCUGGAAAGUAGGAGUGUGGAAGAUAACAGACUAAAUAUAUGUGUCAAAAACAUUUAUAUCUGGCAUGUGAACAUUGAGGGAAGUAAGGCGGAGAGCGCGAAGAAAAGUCAAAAAGACCGAGAAACAAUCAAAAAAUAUAUGAAAAAAUCAAAAGACAAGUUUUGGAGGGAGGAGCAGGCACAGAAAAUACUAAACACAUUAGCUGCAAGGAAUGAAAAAGAAAAACACGAAAAAAUAAUGAAGCUGCGCAAUGUUACGGUUAAAAAAAGCUUUGCAAAGAAGAGGAUAGAGAUCUUGACAAACCAGCUGCGCGAAACAAUGCUUAAGAAGCCAGACGAGCAGGCAGAGUUCAUAGUGCUCCGCAAUGUGAACUACAGCAAGUCCAAUCUGGGGGCACACAACGAGAUGCUUGAUGUUUUAGUAUCGUGGUAUAACAAUUAG